AUGACGCAGUCUCCUGGUCAACUUGAAGUUCCUGAAACUUUCUCUCCGAGCAUAUCUUCCAGAACUCGUGUGGCCAAGCGGCGCUCUCAGCAGCAGGCUCAGCGUGUGCAAAAUGCAGCUUUUCUACUCAGAAUACGCCCAGAGCUCCCUGAUGUCAAUGACCAGGACUUGGAGAUGUUGAACCGCACGCACGUGGUUAAGAGUUUCUAUGAUGGUGUGGCGGACUCGCAGCUAAUCGAAGGAUUUUCUGUACACCCGCAACAGCCUGAGAGCCAGGAGCUCGAGAAAGUCAAGUUUAGGAUACCACUACACACCAUGGAUAGCAGCCUAAGUGUGACAUGUGUGGACCACCUACACUCUGAGUCGGAUUGUCGCCUAGAUAUCUUCGACCGCAUCAAGGCUAGAAUGGAUGUUCCAUCCACGUAUGAGCACUUGGCAUGGCGCUUAUCCGUUUCCCGUCGCAAAGACCCACCCCAUCGCCUUCUGACAUCAUACGAUAUUGACAGUGCGUUCAAAGCGGUGAGAGCAGAGUUCAGGGAAGGGAAGGGAAGGAAGAGAGUCGUGAUUGAAAUUAUCAAUACCAUGCCUGCACUCAAAGAAAAUCCGGUGAAACGCAGCUCCAGGUCUUCUGUGGCAGGCAAGCAGAGCCUGACGAACGAGACACGCGGCCAGGGACGAGCUCUUUCGUCGCUUCAGAGAAUGCCCACUGAGAUCAUUUCUCCUAUCAUCCAUAAUCACAUCCACGUUUCACCCGCCAUCAGCGACACGGUGACUUCUGAAGGAAAACAACAAGGAGAAUGCCCUAUCAUGAUGCCCCAGCCACUUAAAAGGACAUACGCCCUUUACAUGGAAAGUGACGAAGAAUCUAGCGACGACGAACCACCACAAAUCAUCGGAAACUUUCUUACCAGUGUUCAUUCUCGUUAUCCGGCCAUGAACUUCUUACAGUAUGCUGGUAAACUGAAAGACCGUGGCAUCUUGUAUUUGCCGACUGCAGUUAGGUUUAAUGUUGGAUUUUACCAGAACAAGGUCGGAAAUAUCACAAUCAGUGAGUCCUUAGCGUCCGUCAUCUCAUCGGAUAUAUUCCUACCUCUACUACCUCCGGUCGCCAAAUUGGUCGCCUUUGCCACCUAUAAACAAAAACCUGCUAUCGAUGUGGCCAAAAGGCGGCCAAGCACCGUGCCCGAAGUCCCAUCGAUGACGAUGCCUGUUCGCGGGCUGUAUUCGAAUUUAAUACGCUCGUUGAGGAGCCUGAGGGCGAAGGGCUCAGAGGAAAACUUGAUGUGGGUAAUGAUAGUGUUGGAAGAUAAGAGGAGGUCGCACUAUUGCACGUACGAAUCAUAA
Molecule: messenger RNA, 1344 nt
Organism: Suillus fuscotomentosus
Lineage: Eukaryota; Fungi; Basidiomycota; Agaricomycetes; Boletales; Suillaceae
Exons: 4
Coding region: 1-1344 (447 amino acids)
Source: RefSeq, a predicted model, not a curated record